Messenger RNA from Centruroides sculpturatus (bark scorpion), 9923 nucleotides. Its product is annotated as microtubule-associated protein futsch-like. Gene Ontology annotation, molecular function: microtubule binding; actin binding. NCBI's taxonomy places the organism in Eukaryota, Metazoa, Arthropoda, Arachnida, Scorpiones, Buthidae. Gene Ontology annotation, cellular component: synapse; neuronal cell body; microtubule. The transcript is spliced from 5 exons. The record is from RefSeq and is a predicted model, not a curated record. Bases 44 to 7129 code for a protein of 2361 amino acids. Gene Ontology annotation, biological process: axonogenesis; regulation of microtubule depolymerization; microtubule cytoskeleton organization.
CCGAGCAGUGGACAGAGUAGUAGUGUCUGCACUCAUCACAAACAUGGAACCGUCACCCCCUGUGUCCAAAGACGGGGGAAUCGGUCCUCUUCCUGGGUGUUAUCUUCUUAUCGUCGUAAGUGAACCCCAUACGGAUGACCAUAGAGAGAAAAUAAUACAGAAAAUACGAAAAGGUCUCUUAUCAUGGGAUAUUGAGACUACAGGUUGUGAUCUGAAAGGCCUAGAAAACAUAUGUGAUAGUAUAAAAGAAGCAGGGGAAAUAGAUAACGAAUUACUUCUACAAUACUCAACGGAAUUAUUAGCUGUAGAAAUUCUUGUGCAACCACAAGUUAAUACAUUAAAACAAUGUUUAAAGAAUUUAUUAGUUGCUGUGACUGGACAUAAACAUUUAAUUCACGCUGGUUAUGCCUUUUCUUCAACUGGUUCCUGGAUACUACAGGACGGUACAUUUUCUUUUGGUGAUUUUGUUGAUGCCUUUCAAGAUGCGGAUGUACAAACGGUGCUAAUGUGUUAUCCAGGAUGUUCUGUUCAUGUUCAUUGUAUUUCAGAAGGUGAUUGGACAAAUUCUCAAAUUCAAAAGCAAAUAUUCAACAAAAAUGUAAAAAUAAUCAUCAAUCCAAGCGAAAAAGUCUCGGAAGUUCCGGGAUCUGAAGCCAUUAUUGACUGUUUAAAAAGUGUGUUAAUUAGUCAUCCUUUGGAACAACUAAUGAAAACCUCAUCCAUUGUUGGUAAUAUUCGUUUCAGUAGACCUACUUUAUAUGUUUUUCCUGGUGGACAAGGUGAUUGUGCUUUGUUUGGCGUAAGUGGAUUUAAUAUGUUAUUCGAUGGUGGCUAUACAAGGAAACCAUGUUUUUGGGAAUUCAUCAGACACUUGGAUAGAUUAGAUGCAAUGGUGGUUACAAGAUUAAGUGAAAGUAAUUUAUGUGGAGUUACGACGCUGUUAAAAAGAAAGGUAAAUAAAAAAGUUUAUCCUCAAAUAGGUUAUGUAUUUUGUAAUAUUGCUGAAUGUAAACAAUCAUUAUCUGAUGAUUUUUACUCGAGUAAAGACGAUUUAUUAAUUAGUGUAAUUACCGAAGGUUAUCAAUUUCUAAAAAAUUUACACCAUUUAGAUUUAAAACCUCACAGAUGCCUUAGAGGUCCAGUAAUGGAACCAUUGACACUCUAUCAUAAAGUAGGACAUGGGACACUAGAAAUGUAUGUUUUAAGUCCUUCAAAAGAUGGAAAAGAAACAAGAGAAUUUUUUCAUCAAUGGCAAACACUUAAAGAAAAAUUUUUUUCUAGUAAAACAUCAAUCAGGCCUCACGAACUAUGUUUUCCUUUAUCACAUUUCAUGUCAAUCUGUGCAAUAAUUAUAUGGAAGCCAGCUGAUCCAGAAGAUACGAUCACUCGUAUAAUGUUUCCUGGAAGUGCUCCACAAAACAGGAUAUUUGAAGGUUUAGAUAAAUUAAAAGAUCUUAAAUUAUUACAAUAUAGAACUUGUACAGCUACGUCAUUAAAAACAACUAUCAGUGAAAAAACCGAAUUUGACAAAGCAUACUUGAAAUCUAUAGCAGUAAUGAAAUCUCCAUCGACAAUUCCAACAGAUCACGCUCCCUUUACAUUACCUCAAGACAUUAAACAUAAACUAAUUGGUAUGGGUGAUGCUAAUAUUACAGAUAUCACAACGCUAUCACCAAAAAAAGUUCAAAAGAUAAAACUUUCAAAGAAAGAAGAAAAAUUUAAGACAGAAAUAGGAAAAAAACCAAUCGAAGACACGGUAAUACAAAAAAUGCCAACAACAAAAGGUGUAAAAGAUCUAAAAAAUUUGCAAGCAGUUGAACAACAAAAAAUAGAAAAAGUACCAAAAGAUAUUAUACUUAUACGUAGUCCAAUAAAAAAGACUAAAGAAAAAAUCACAACGGUAAAAAGAGUGGCAAAACCAUCACCAAAACGAAAACGAAUAACAAGUGUCAAAGAACUUUCGCUAACAAGAAAAAUUAAACCAAAAGAUAAAUUAACAAUUAAACAAUAUGAAACGCCUAAGAAAUAUGUAAGAGAAAAAGAAAAGAUAAUAAAAAAGUUAAAGCACCCAACAACAAAAACACUAGAACAAAGAGCACUUAAAAGAAAACUAGAAAUGACAGCUAAAAUGAGAAAACUUGCAACACAAAAAAAAGAAAAAUUGAAAAUUACAUCAAAACCAGAAAAAGAUUUAAAGACAGAAGAAAAAGGUGAAAAAAUUAUAGAAAAACAAAAAGAACAAAUAAUUACUGAGGAACAACAGGUAGCAGAGAAACAAAUUUCGGAAAUAGAAGAAAAAAAGGAUGAAACAAAAACAAUUGAGACAGAACCAAUAAAAAAAUCAGAGAAAACGAAGGUAAAAAUAAUAAAACGUAAGAAACCCUUGACACAACUAAAACAAAAGAAAGAUAUCACAUUAAUUACAAAACCAAUUGAAACAACUGAGAAGCAAAAAGUAACUAAACCAAAAAAAACAACUAUACCACCAGCAAAACCAACAGAAAUCACAAAACGCAAAGAAACAAAAAAGAUACCAAUAACACCAGAAAAAAAGAAGAAAAUACAACCACCAAUGAAAAAAGAAAUAAAAGAAAUUACAGAAAAGGCAGAUAUCGAAGUAUUAAAACCUAAAAAAAUGAUAACACCAACAUCACCAAAAAAACAAAAACUACCACAAAAAGAUAAACAGAAAAAACUUGUCACAAAAAAGAAAAAAAUCAUAGAAACAGAAAAACAAAGGAAAAUAAAACCUACAAUUCCAGAAAAACAAAAAAAAAUAGAAGCAGUACCAAAACCAAUAAGACCAAUCAAAAAACAUUUAGAAAUCAAAACAGAAGAACAAAAACGUGCAGAAAAAGAAAUUCCAGAUACCAAAGAACAACCUCCAUCUCCAAAAGUUGUGACUAAGAUUAUCACUAAAGAAGAGAUCGAAGAAAUCGAAGCCAAACCUGCAGUGGAGAAAGUAGUUUCUCCGAAAGAAGAGAUCGCAGAAAAACCAGAAAUAUCACCUAAAGAAGAAAUCAAAAAAGAAAUACCCGAAGAAAUCGAAGUUCCCGAAGCCAACACGGAAGAACUCGUCGAAGAGGUGGAAGAAAUUGUCGAGAAGCCUGCAGUUGAAGAGGCCAAAAUAUCUCCUAAGGAAGAAGUUGUUACCGAAGUCGUAGAGGAGGUGGAGGAGGUCGAAAUCACACCCAAAGAAAAAAUCACCGUCGAAAAAAUUACCACUGAAGUCACAGAAGAAGAAGUGACCGAGGAAGUCGAGGUGGUAACAAAAGUCAAAAAGGAAGUAAUCACCGAGGUCACCAAGGAAGAUGUCGUUGAAGUCGCCGUCCCAGAACCCGAAGUUGCCAAAAUCUCACCCAAAGAAGAAAUCGUCACCGAAAUCGUAACCAAAGAGGUCACCGAAGUGGAAGUGAGGGAAAUCACGGAAGUAGUGAAGGAGGUUGCAGAAAAACCAGAAGUAGAGAAAAUAUCGCCCAAAGAAGAGAUUGUCGCCAAAGAAGUCACAGAAGUCGUCGAAGAGAUCGUAGAGAAGCCCGCGGUCUUUCCAAAAGAAGAAGUUGUGACUGAGAUAAUCACUAAAGAAGAGAUCGAAGAAAUCGAAGCCAAACCUGCAGUGGAGAAAGUAGUUUCUCCGAGAGAAGAGAUCGCAGAAAAACCAGAAAUAUCACCUAAAGAAGAAAUCAAAAAAGAAGUCCUGGAAGAAUUCGAUGUUUUGGAAACAAAAUCAUUUAAAUCUGACAUCGAAGUGGAAGAAUUGAUUGAAGAGUUUGUCGAAGUUUUAGAAGCGCCUGUAGGUGAAGAACCGAAAACUUCGCCCUCCGAGGAAUUUGUUGAAAUAAUACCUUCAUUAGAACCUGUGACAUUUGACAGUGGUAAAGAAACUUAUGUUGAAGAAAUUAUCGAGGAAUCUUUCGUUGUGAUCCCGGAUGUUUUACCUGAGGAAUUACUUCGUGAUGAGGUUGAUGAUAAAGAUUUCGUCGAUGGUUCCUAUUAUGUAUCAGAUUCACCGAAAAUUUCUGUUUCUCCGAAGGAGGAUUCAAUUUCGAAAUAUUUGACCAUUGAAGUAACUGAGGAAAUAGAAGAAAUUAUAGAAAAACCAAGUUCUGAGGAUGAAUACUUUCCUGAGGAUGAUGUUCUUUCUUCGUUUUCAAGAAAAGAUGAUACUGGUAUUUGUUCAAUACUGGAGACUCAAAAAUUGGAAGAUGCUGUUAUUAAAGAAAUUUCCAGCAUGACAGAAGUUAUUUCUGAAAUAGUAAGUGAUGAAAGACGUGAUGUUGGUGAAAUUUUGCAUUUUUCUCCUGAAGUUGUUUCACCUGUAGAUCGAUAUUUUGUCGAAGAGACUAUAGAGGUCGAAGAGGUUAAGGCUUCUGAAAGUGCGAGUGAUUUAUCAUCAAAAGAUGAUGUUUUCUUAGAGGAUUAUAAAACAGAUAUAUGUGAAGAUGUAUUACCAAUAAAAAAAGUUUCUCCAAAAUCUGAGUUUAAAAAGGAAAUUGAGAAGGGUAAAGAAAUAUACAGAACUGAACAAAUAGAAAAAGGAAGUAUAUACGAAACGCCUUCAGGAAAACGAAUGUUAGUUACAGAAAAAGAAGAAGCAAUACGAGAAAAACCAGAACCAAGUGACAUACUUAAACACGAUGAUGUCCCUAAAGUAGAAGCAUUGGCCAAAACAGUCAUAGAUGAAGAAAUAUCUACUGUAGAAAGAGAAGAACCGAAAGAUGAAGAGAAAACAACCGAUGAACAAACCAAAAGUGUAACUGUUGUGAAGAAAAUAUUCACAAUGCCAUCAGAAACAGAUACUAAAACAGAUGAAAACGUCAUUGAAACUAGAAUUCAAGAGGAAGAUGGCACUAUCCGCAUAAUAAGAAGAUAUAUCACAGAAACAACAACUAUCACACGAACUACUACAACUACGACAUCAGAAAGCUUAGAAGGUCCAGACGAAACUGUAACAGAAUCAACAGAAACUACAGAAAGCGAAGAUGUUCAACGUAUCAAAGAAAGUAAAGAUUUGGAAGAAAUCAAGAAAAUGCCAACAGAAACAGAAACGGACACAAGUACCAAAGUAAUUGAUGCUACGUCUCCAACAGUUGUAACAAAACACAAAGUAAUCAGAAAAAUAAUAAGAAAAAAACCAGAUGGUACAACAGAAGUCCAAAUUUUAGAUGAUGAUGAUGAUCAAUUAGAUGAAAUAGAAAUCUGUGAUACAGAUAAAAGUAUUGAAAAACUUUCUCCUGAUCAAGCUUUAACAGAAACACCUGAAACAAAAGAAUCUCUAGAUACUUCAGAAAUCGUUUUGACUGAAGCUGUAUCACCAACUGUGACACGUAAAGUAUUUGUCACUAAAACAAUAACAAAAACACAGACUGAAGGCAGAGAAGGUGAAACAUCUGUUGUCGAAGAAACGGUCGAUGAUACUGCUGACACAGAAGAUGUGAAAGAAGAUUCUUCAGUUAUUACUAAACUUAUUGUGAUACGUAAAAUAAUACGAAAAAAACCUGACGGUACAACGGAAGUUGUAGUAUUGGAAGGAGACGAUCAGUUAGAUGAAACUGUUUCUCCCUCCACUGAAACUAAAGAACUUGAUACAGAAGAUAUCUCAGACAGUGUUAUAACUGAAACAUCAUCUCCAACUGUAACAAAGAAAGUGACCGUUACCAAAACAGUAACGAAGACACAAACUGAAGGCAGCGAAGGUGAAACAUCUGUUGUCGAAGAAACGGUCGAUGAUACCGCUGACACAGAAGAUGUGAAAGAGGAAGAUUCUUCAGUUAUCACUAAACGUACUGUGAUACGUAAAAUAAUACGAAAAAAACCUGAUGGUACAACGGAAGUUGUAGUAUUGGAAGGAGACGAUCAGUUAGAUGAAACUGUUUCUCCCUCCACUGAAACUAAAGAACUUGAUACAGAAGAUAUCUCAGACAGUGUUAUAACUGAAACAUCAUCUCCAACUGUAACAAAGAAAGUGACCGUUACCAAAACCAUAACAAAAACACAAGCUGAAGAUAGUGAAACAUCAGUUACUGUAAAGGAUGACAGUGAUAUGAAAUUGUCAGAAGAAUUGUUAGUUACACCAACAACAAGUACUGUAACUGUCACUAAGAAAGUUAUAAUAAAAAAGCCCGAUGGAACAACCGAAGUACAAAUUAUAGAUGAUGGAAAACUAUCAGAAGAAGUAAUUUCUUCUGAAAUUUCGCAUGAAAAAUCGUCUGUAACAAAAGCACUUACUAUUUCAGAAUCAAAAUGUGAAGAAAAGUCAGAAAUUUCUAGUUCUAAAUCUGAAACAAAAACUAGUGAAUUAAAGCAGGUGAUGAUAGAACGCAGUACUAAAGAAACGACAGCUUCGUCAUCCAAAGAUUCUCAAGAACCGUCCUCAUCCUCUAAAACUGAAUUCGACGUCAAAGAAUGGGGUAAGCCAAUGGGUCUUCCUUCUCCCCCUGAACAAUCUGUAACUAGUCAUCAAUUUGAGCAAGGAGCAAAGCCAAAAUCAUCUACUUGUGAAUUACCAACUAAACAUGAGAAAUUUAAUUUUGAAAUGCCACUUGGGCUUCCAACUCCUCCAGAAGAAUUAACUUUUGAUAAUGCAAAAAUUUCAACUCGACAUACGACAAAAUCUAAAGUUAUGAAAUCUUCAACUUUAACUAAAGCAACAAAAGCCUCAGAAGAGAAACGAUCAACCAAAUAUUCUACAGAUAAUGUUAGUUCUCCUACAAGAAGUGUCACUUCGUCUCCAAAGCAUAAAUUAUCGUCAAAAAAGUCUCGAGGUGAUAAAGACGAUAUUACACCAGUUUAUCUUGAUUUAACUUACGUCCCUCAUCAUGCUGAUCCACAUUACUCGAAUUUAGAAUUCUUUCUUCGUGUAAGAGCACGGUAUUAUGUUUUUAGUGGAACAAAUCCUAGUAAAGAAGUACUUAACGCGUUAUUAGAAGCUAAAAGAUCUUGGGAAGAUAAAGACGCUGAAGUCACGAUUAUUCCAACAUACGAAACUGAUACAUUAGGUUAUUGGAUAGCUUUGAAUCAAGACUUGUUGGCUGAAAACAAAAUUGAUGUCGCUCCUUCAGCCAAUAGGUGUACAAUCAAUUUACAAGAUCACGAAACAAGUUGUGCUGCCUAUCGCCUUGAAUUUUGAACAAACAAUUGAAAGUAUUGUGAAAAUCUCAGUGAUUAUGGACCUUCAAUAAUUAAGGCAUUGCGAUUUUAAUGCAGAAAUGCUUUCUCUAAAAAGAUGAAAGCAUAUCUCCAUAUAAAAUUCAAUUUUGUCAAAAUAUUGUCAAAAUCGGAAAUGUAGAAUGUUAAAUAUUUUUCCCUCAACGAGACCCCUUUUAGUGCCUCAAAUCAGUGAUAAUGGGGUUAAUGACUGUCUAUAUUAACAGGUGAUAUCACGUUUUAGUUUAAUGUUUAACCUCACCUGUUUGAACACAAACGCGAGUUUUGUUUGAUGUGUGAAUGAAGAGUGUAUGAAUGCGUGUGCAUGUAUGAAUGAUUGUGUAUGUACUGUACAUCAGCAUUUGCAAGGAGGUAACUAAUAAUUUAUAUGGUGCAGGCUCUGAGAACCUGUUGUUCCUUGAAGCACUUGUUUAAAAUGGCCGGUUGCAUCUUUGGAUAUCUCAUCUAUUGUUAAGUCCAACACGGUUCCUAGGAAAUGUUAUGUUUCUUUGAAGCCUGUUGAAUAAAUUUCUCUUUUAAACAGGCACAUACACAACAGUGCCAACAAUGCUUCCAAUGUUUUUAAACUUUAGCAUUACGUGAUAGUUUUUUUGAAUUUAGUACCAUCUAAUGCUCUUUCGAAAAUUUUACAUUGAAAUAAUAUUAAUAACUUAAUCAUUAUGUUAUUAAAUAUAUUUACAUUGAAAAUUAUUGGCAAAAUAAAUGCCGUCCGUUAUAAGUAUAUCAAUCAAUUUCAAUGUAUUUAAAUGGAAAGAGAACAUUUCUUUGUAAAUUAAAUUAGCUUCGUUUCACAUAUCAUUUUUAAUUAAAUUAUUCGUAUAGUAACAUAAAUUUGUUACGUUUAUAAAAGCUCUUCCAUAUUUAUCCCAUUCGAUUAGUGCAGUACUAAAUCAAUCACGACUUUACUAAAAUUGGCCAUCUAUGCACAGAUACUGUUUUUAAAAGUAAAAGUAAUUUUCACUCAAAUGGCUUCCAUUAUCAUCCAGUGGAUGAUACAGUGUCGAAUGUCGAUGUAAACAAAAUGUUAAAACAACAUUUAUAGUCAGUGAAUCUUUAUUCACCCCAGUUUUGUUUCGAACAAUCAAAAAAUAUUUCACAUUAACUCUGCAAUACAGCGUGAAUUAAUGAAAAACAAAGAAAUUCAAAGUACUAGGCCUAUAUAUUAUUGGAAUAACUCAGUCAAAAAAAUAAUCUGAAAAGGAAAUUAAGGGAUUUUGGAAAAAAAUAUACACAUAUAUACAUAUAUAUAUAAAAACAAACUCUACUCGUUUAGUAAACUUUACUAAAAAUUAUGCAUUAAAUAUUUGCUGUGAAUUUAAACGAUUUGAAAUCUUGUACAUCAUACAUUACCAAAAAUUCAACUUUGUUGCUUGCCAAACAAAGUCUUCUGAUAGAUGAAAGCCUUUGUGCCUAGAACACUGAACAUUAGAAACCAUUCAUAGGAAGAUGUUUUGUUAUUUCCAAAUUUUGCAAUGUCGUUUCGCUUUAAAAUAAUUGCCCAAAACAAGUUAAUAGAUCUCAGCAAUCAUUUAGGAACCGCUUAUUAGAAAAUGCAUAGGUAAUAAUCAGUAUACCCGCAAACUUAACAUUCCCCACAUAUUAAAUGUUUUCAUAAUAUGUGGUUCAUGACGUUUUUUACAUCAAACUCCUGAAAUCGAAAGCAUAUAUUCAUUUAAAUUUAAACUUUUAUGUUAAAUCCCUACUGGUAAUUAAAUUGUUGUAUACAGGUGUACGAAAAAUAAAUUUAGCAAGCAGCUUCAAAACUUUUAAAUUAUUUGAAAAAUUACUUAAUUACUUUGGAAGUAUCUGCUAAAAUUAAUGGUACAAGUUGAUAUCGUAUUACAUUAGCGGAUAACUUCAAAGUAGUGCCUUAUUAUAACUCCGCGCCAAAAAUUGAAAGUGUAUGUGAGUAUAGAUUAUUAUAAAAUUUUAGUAGGGUUCAGUGAAAAGAAGCACUUGGUGAAUCAUGAAAAAAAAAUCUAUCAGAAUAAUUGGCCGUGAAUGAGCUGUAUCAUAAUUCAUCAAAAUUUCAAACAUGGUUUAAUUUCUGUAUUUUAUUCGAUAAUGGUAUUAAGAAAGGGUUUAAUCAAAUAUAACUAGAGCUUUUUACCAGGUCUUUAAUUUAUCAUUCCUACAUCAGAAAGUGUACAUAUAUAAAUAUUAUUCCAACUGACGCUACGAGGAUAACACCCAGGAAUUAAGGCACUUUAAAAAGAUAAGACACUACGAAAUAUUUAUAAUUUCGUUAAAACUGGUUGUUUCAUUUAAAUUAUAAUCGGCUAUGUUUGAUAUUUUUAUUAUAAUUUAAGAAAUCGCUAUGUGAUCGACAAUAUGUUUAAAAUUUUAUAUGGAAAUGAUUCAUUUUAAAUGAUUUGUAUUCCGAAAGAAUUUAGAAAAGUUUCUAUUUAGUAAAAUUAUUAUAUGUAACUUAAUUAUGUUGAUUCGGUCUCUUAAUUAUUGUAUAUUGUGGUGAUGUUCUUAUUCGUUUUAACCGUUGCAAUCCAUCACCACAUAUUGUUCAUGCAAACGUUGUUAAUAAACCUUGCUUCCUGCCAAAUAAUUGUUUUGUGUUCAUUAUUUAUCAUACGAGAUUAACCGUAUUACAAAUUCACAAGAGGGUAUCUUAAAAUCAUAAUUAAAUAUCUGAAAAUAAUUGAAAACAUUUUUCAUUUUCAUUUUCAUAAAGGGGAUGAAGACUCGGGACUACUCAUUGGUAUUGCCCGAAAUUGAGAACAUAUUGCAAAAUAUAUACAUCU